CUUUUUCAGAGUGAGUGCAAAAUAUUAAUAAGAAAUACAGUAAUUAUAAAUAAAGAAAAAUCUAUGUGGGACGAUGGAGUGCUAAAUCCAUGGAAGCACACAUCUAGGAAGUAACGUGAGUAGGGCGGAGGGAUGACGGAGGAGGGAUCGGAGAGGGAGAACGGAGGUUUAGCGUCGAUGGAUUCGACGGAGUCGCGCUGGGUUUACCAGGACGAGGAAGGCUCGGAAAUCGAUAACGAUGUCGGCGAUGGCGCCGAGGAGUUGCUGCAUAGGGAUUCGGACGACGAGGAUAAUGCGGAGCAGAGGUUGAUUCGCACGGGUCCUCGCCUUGAUUCCUUUGAUGUUGAAGCUCUAGAAGUUCCUGGUGCUCAGAGAUACGAAUUUGAGGAUGUCACUCUGGGCAGGGGAAUCAUUCUGACCUUUCAGACACUUGGAGUUGUUUUUGGUGAUGUGGGAAUUAGUCCAAUAUAUACCUUCAGUGUAAUGUUCAGCAAGGCACCAGCAAGCAGGGAUGAAGAUGUUAUUGGUGCAUUGUCUCUAGUUUUGUACACUUUGAUACUGAUUUCAUUGAUCAAGUAUGUCUUUAUUGUUCUCUGGGCAAACGAUGAUGGUGAAGGUGGGACAUUUGCUCUGUACUCUUUGAUUUGUAGGCAUGCUAAAGUGAGUCUUCUGCCCAACCAGCUGCCUUCAGAUGCUCGCAUAUCAAGCUUUAGACUGAAGGUGCCGUCUGCUGAACUAGAGAGGUCCUUGAAAAUAAAGGAAAGACUUGAAGGUUCUGCGACGCUAAAGAAGCUACUUUUGAUGUUGGUUCUUGCUGGCACAUCCAUGGUGAUUGCUGAUGGUGUUGUUACACCUGCUAUGUCAGUUAUAUCUGCUGUUGAUGGCUUAAAAGUUGGAGUUUCUUGGAUUGAGCAAGACCAUGUGGUGAUGAUCUCGGUUGCUUUUAUUAUAGUUCUGUUCAGUGUACAGAGAUAUGGCACAAGUAAAGUAGGGCUUAUUGUUGGCCCUGCCUUGUUUAUAUGGUUUUGUUCUCUUGGGGGCAUUGGCAUAUACAAUCUUCUCAAAUAUGAUACCAGUGUUUUGCGGGCAUUUAAUCCGAUUCACAUCUAUUACUUUUUUGAGCACAAUUCAACUAAGGCUUGGUAUUCCCUUGGGGGCUGUCUUCUUUGUGCAACAGGUUCCGAGGCAAUGUUUGCUGAUCUUUGCUAUUUCUCUGUAAGAUCAGUACAGCUUACAUUUGUAUUCCUUGUAUUGCCUUGCCUCCUGUUGGGCUACUUGGGUCAAGCUGCUUAUCUCAUGGAGAACCAUGCAGAUACAACACAGGCUUUCUUCUCUUCUAUUCCAAGUGGGGCUUUCUGGCCUGUUCUCUUCAUAGCAAACGUUGCUGCCCUGAUUGCCAGUCGGGCAAUGACUACUGCAACUUUCUCUUGUAUUAAACAGUCAAUAGCACUUGGUUGCUUUCCUCGGCUUAAAAUCAUUCAUACCUCAAGGAAAUUCAUGGGUCAAAUCUAUAUCCCAGUCAUGAACUGGUUUCUGCUAGCUCUGACCCUGAUUUUAGUUUGCAGCAUCUCAAGUAUUUAUGAGAUUGGAAAUGCAUAUGGCAUCGCUGAGCUGGGAGUCAUGAUGAUGACAACUAUCUUAGUAACACUAGUCAUGCUUCUUAUAUGGCAGAUAAACAUUUUAAUCGUGCUGUGCUUCGCCACUAUCUUCUUGGGCAUGGAGUUAACUUUCUUCUCUUCAGUUUUGUGGGGUGUAGGAGAUGGAAGUUGGAUCAUACUUGUCUUUGCAAUAGUGAUAUUUUUAAUAAUGUACAUCUGGAACUAUGGGAGCAAACUAAAAUACGAGACUGAGGUCAGGCGAAAGAUGUCCAUGGAUGUUCUGCGAGAGCUUGGUCCUGACCUCGGAACUGUUAGGGCUCCUGGCAUUGGCUUGCUUUACAAUGAGCUGGCAAAAGGUGUACCAGCUAUAUUUGGGCAUUUCUUAACCACUCUACCCGGUGUGCAUUCGAUGAUUAUAUUUGUGUGUAUUAAGUAUGUUCCCGUAUCUGUGGUGCCCCAAAGUGAAAGAUUUCUGUUUAGGCGUGUCUGUGCCAAGAACUACCACAUGUUUCGCUGUGUCGCAAGAUACGGCUACAAGGAUGUACGCAAAGAGAACCAUCAAACCUUUGAGCAGUUGCUGAUAGAGAGUCUUGAGAAGUUCAUCCGCCGGGAAGCUCAGGAAAGGUCCCUAGAGAGUGAUAUUGAUGACAUCACUGAUUAUGAAGAAGAGGAGGAAGAAGAAGAAGAUAGUUCUACAUUAAGAAAUCUGGUUCCAUCUAAUGGCAAUGUACACUCACUCAGAAUCCCUCUCCUGUCCGAGAUCAAGGACUCGAGCAAGUUCCUGUCGGAACAAAGCACAUUGGGCGGGAGAAAUCUAGGGGUAUCCGCCGAGGAAAUUAAUAUAGACUCGGAAGAGAGCCUCGAGAAGGAGUUGGCAUUCCUGCGCAAGGCUAAGGAAUCCGGUGUCAUAUACCUCCUUGGCCAUGGAGAUAUUAGAGCAAGGAAGGAUUCUUGGUUCAUCAAGAAGCUCGUAAUAAAUUACUUCUAUGCAUUCCUACGAAAAAACUGCAGGAGGGGGACUGCAAAUUUGAGCGUCCCGCACCCACGGUUGAUACAGGUAGGCAUGACAUACAUGGUGUGAAGAUGUGAACUGAUCUCUAAGAUUCCUGGUGGAAGUAAUCGCUGACUGUUACAGGUACAUGUACCCUAUAAGGUAUAGCCUCAACUGAUUUAGAGCUCCGGGGAAUGAUAUAUUUGGGAACAUUUUGUAGCUUUUAUGGUUGGAGGGAAUUAUUGUAGUAUAAUGAUAUGCUGAUUCUAUA
Messenger RNA from Andrographis paniculata, 2860 nucleotides. Its product is annotated as potassium transporter 7. Gene Ontology annotation, cellular component: vacuolar membrane; plant-type vacuole. The record is from RefSeq and is a predicted model, not a curated record. Gene Ontology annotation, molecular function: potassium ion transmembrane transporter activity. Lineage: Eukaryota; Viridiplantae; Streptophyta; Magnoliopsida; Lamiales; Acanthaceae. The transcript has 10 exons. Gene Ontology annotation, biological process: potassium ion transmembrane transport. The coding region runs from base 133 to 2679 and encodes 848 amino acids.